Aplosporella prunicola CBS 121167 is the source of this 375-nucleotide messenger RNA. RefSeq lists its product as uncharacterized. The record is from RefSeq and is a predicted model, not a curated record. The transcript has 2 exons. NCBI's taxonomy places the organism in Eukaryota, Fungi, Ascomycota, Dothideomycetes, Botryosphaeriales, Aplosporellaceae. Gene Ontology annotation, biological process: positive regulation of mating-type specific transcription, DNA-templated. Gene Ontology annotation, molecular function: DNA binding, bending. The annotation marks the transcript as partial. Gene Ontology annotation, cellular component: nucleus.
AAGCGCCCUCUUAACGGUUGGAUGGCCUUUCGAGCCUAUUACUCUCCGCUCUUCACCUCACUUCAGCAGAAGCAAAUCUCGGGCUUCGUUAGCACCAUGUGGCAGAACGACCCGUUCCAAGCCAAGUGGGCCAUCACUGCAAAAGCCUACUCGAAGCUUCGCGAUGCUUUCGGUAAAGACCAUGCACCCCUGGACAGAUACUUCAAGAUCGCGUGUCCUGAAAUCGGCAUAAUUAGCCCAGGCCAAUAUAUGGAGAUGCUUGGUUGGGAAGUUUCUCUCAGCGAUGGCGAGAGAAAAAUCUCUCGCCGCUUCACCCCAGAUAUCUCGUCUUUCCCUGAGGAGUUGCGCACCACUAGUCUGUCAGCCGAUGAACUG